Ostertagia ostertagi is the source of this 501-nucleotide messenger RNA. The record is from the annotation of a GenBank genome assembly. Lineage: Eukaryota; Metazoa; Nematoda; Chromadorea; Rhabditida; Trichostrongylidae.
AUGUCAAUCUGCCGCGCUGCCAACUAUCUCCGACCGAUGCUGCUGGCUCGCUAUGCGUCAUCUUUGACCGGUGCGUCAAAGGUUCAGCUUCAGAAACCAGCAGGCGAAACGGGUUUCUUCAGCUAUGGCCGAAAUCUUUCUCGCGAUCCGAAAACGGCUGCUAGCAUGAAGGCAUUGCAAGGAGAUACACCGAAGACGUUUAUGCUUCGACGGCUUGGACAUUGCUAUGAGGUCUACCCAUUCAUUGCUCUUGCUGCAACCCUGAUAACUGGGAUGGUACUGACAGGCUAUUACAGUUUCACGAAAAUUGAAGUAUGGAUGAAUAAAGCUGGAGGCAAACAUGACGCAGCACCAUGGGAUUGGGAACGUUCACGAGACAACUACUGGAAGUACGGAACUGUUUUCUUUGACCUAGAUGGUCGAACUCGCAAGCGCUGUGAGCUUAUGGAGGUGCUCCAGGACGAAAUGUUGGAAGCAGCAAAGAAGAGAGGAACGCGUUGA